Vigna angularis (adzuki bean) is the source of this 2000-nucleotide messenger RNA. RefSeq names its product diacylglycerol kinase 5. Bases 330 to 1793 code for a protein of 487 amino acids. NCBI's taxonomy places the organism in Eukaryota, Viridiplantae, Streptophyta, Magnoliopsida, Fabales, Fabaceae. The record is from RefSeq and is a predicted model, not a curated record. Gene Ontology annotation, molecular function: ATP-dependent diacylglycerol kinase activity. The transcript is spliced from 12 exons.
UUUAUAUCUGUGUCUCUACUUCAGUCUCUUUUACCCGUAUACCCCACUGGGAUCCCAAAAAACCAAACAAACACGUAAACAAGAAACCUCGUAGUUCCUUUCCAACGCUGUCAUUGCCUUUGCACACAGUUCAGGUCAACUCGACUUUUUAUCUCAACUUUAUGCUUUGCAUUCUUCAUUUCUAUUCUGCUCACACUCCCAAUUCCAAUUUUCACCAUUCGCCCCAUCAAAUUCCCAAACUGAAUUCGAACAUAAUCGGAGGAACAUAGCAGCGACGUCACGUGACUUUCGCCUCAAUUUGUUCGUCUCUCUGUGCUGCUGCACGUGACAUGGCAUCACACCAGGCAAUGGCUUCUUCUUCCUUCAUCAGCAACUUCAUAAUUCCCGACCACAUUCUCGUACCGGGCUCUCACGUUGGAAAUGAGGGCCACCAGCCUGAGUGUCCCGUCCUCGUUUUUGUCAACUCCAGGAGUGGCGGUCAACUCGGAGGAGAUCUUCUCCAAACCUAUCGCAAUUUACUUAAUCCAAAACAGGUUUUUGAUUUGGGGGAGCAGGCGCCUGAUGAGGUUCUCAGAACGGUGUAUGCUAAUUUGGAAAGCCUUAAUCUGCAGGGUGAUCAGUUUGCUAAAACGAUCAUGAAGAAAUUGAAGUUAAUUGUUGCAGGGGGUGAUGGAACAGCAGGCUGGCUUCUUGGAGUUGUUUGUGAUCUCAAAUUAUCUCACCCUCCACCUAUUGCCACUGUGCCACUGGGCACAGGGAAUAAUCUGCCUUUUGCGUUUGGUUGGGGGAAGAAGAACCCAACAACAGAUCAAGGAUCAGUAGAGUCAUUUUUAAAUCAAGUCAUGAAGGCAAAGGAAAUAAAAAUUGACAACUGGCACAUUCUCAUGAGAAUGAGAGCUCCUAAAGAAGGUUCCUGUGAUCCAAUUCCACCACUUGAGCUACCACAUUCUUUGCAUGCCUUCCAUCGUGUAUCUGAAGCAGAUGAGCUUAAUAGGGAAGGUUGCCACACGUUUCGUGGGGGAUUUUGGAAUUACUUCAGUAUGGGAAUGGAUGCUCAAGUGUCUUAUGCAUUUCAUUCAGAACGAAAGAAGAAUCCUGAAAAAUUCAAAAACCAGUUGGUUAAUCAGACUACUUAUGCUAAGCUUGGAUGCUCACAAGGAUGGUUUCUUACUCCUCUUUUGCACCGUGCCGAUAGGAACAUAGCACAACUGGCUAAAGUAAAAUUCAUGAAAAGGCAUGGUGAAUGGCAAGACCUACACAUACCUCCUAGUAUCAGGUCAAUUGUAUGUCUUAACUUGCCCAGCUUUUCUGGUGGACUAAAUCCAUGGGGUACACCUAACAGGAGAAAGCAGAGUGACAGAGAUUUGACACCACCAUUUGUUGAUGAUGGCCUACUAGAAAUUGUUGGUUUUAGAAAUGCGUGGCAUGGCCUUGUUUUAUAUGCUCCAAAAGGACACGGAACGCGUCUUGCUCAGGCACACAGAAUCCGUUUUGAGUUUCGGAAAGGUGCUGCCGAUCAUACAUUCAUGAGGAUUGACGGGGAGCCUUGGAAGCAACCCCUUCCGGUUGAUGAUGAUACAGUUGUGGUUGAGAUUUCUCACCUUGGCCAGGUUAGCAUGCUAUCUACGGCUGAUUGCAAGUCUAAAAGUAUGUAUGAUCCUUUAUCACCACGCCAUGAGGUUGAGGAAGAUGACAGUGAUGAAGAUGCCUCUCCAUCAGAGGAAUUUCGGAAGUUUGGUGCAGCAGAUACAUUUAAAAUCCCAUAUGACAUUGACCCUUCUCGUCUUAGUUAGCUCCCUCAUUAUUAAGACAAUUAUGGUGUUAUGCAGCUCAAAUUUCCUAUACUAAUUAGUAGUAGUUAACCCCUUACAAAUAUUUGUGGCUUCUAUCAAUGUGAAAAUCAUUAUUCUCAAUUCUUGAAGCAUUAUGACAGUAAACAGGAUAAAUGUAUUGGGAUGAUGGGAUACAACAAUUGCAGUUGUAAUACAUAAUUUCAAGUA